AUGCGAAAAACUUCAUCGUUGCUUUGGGAGAGCUGUCAUAAGCUUCUCAAAACUCAUUCAUUGAUCAAGAAGGAAGCCUCCAUGACCUCUCGGAUGACAAGCAAUCAUAAUCAUUUGCAAAAUUAUCAUCAACAAAUGAUAACGAGAAAUGAGAAGAAUGUGCAAGCCUCGUCGUCCUCUCCCACAACGGAAUCAUCACAAAAUCCUUCUGUUAGAGUUGCCAAAGAUCUUGAUUACUUUUUGAAUAAGCACAGAUUUGAGAGAAGAUAUCUUUCUCAACAACAACAGGAACAUAUGGGUGAAAUGUUGGAAUCCUCGGGAGAAGUAAGCCCUGAACAAAAAGCUACUUUUGAAGUUGGAGAAAAAACUCCUUCCGAAAGUGAGGUCAUCAUUAAGCUGCCAUUCUCUACCGAUUCAAAACUGAGAGACAUCUAUACCAAUGCUUUUAAUGGAUUGCGUAUUGGAAGACUUUUGGAGGAUUUGGAUGCUGUGGCUGGAGAAGUAGCCUAUAAACAUUCGGACGGCUUUGAUAAAAGACGGCCACUCACCAUAGUGACGGCUGCCAUCGAUCGAAUUGAACUUCAAAAACCAAUCAUUCCAUUCUUCGAUUUAGAAAUUGUUGUGGAGUUGCGUAUGAGCAGAAAAGAGCUUGUAAUGGUUGCCUAUUUUGUCAUGGUAGCUCUCGAUAAGGCCACCAAUAAGAGCACAAAAAUUCAUACCAUUAUUCCACAAACUGAAGAGGACAAGUUUCUUUUUGAAAUGGGAAAAGAGAACCAAGCAAGAAGAAAAGCCAUGAGUGAAUCAAGUCUCAUGAAAAAACCUCCAAGUGACGACGAGAGACUGCUCAUCCAUGAUAUUUUCCUUCAAAAGAUGAAGCAGCCUCAUAUUUCACACGAUUCUGAAUCAAAUGGUCCUGCCAUUCAUUACUUAUCUCUUGACGGAGGAGAACCACAAGCAUGCAUACCAAUGAGCAUGACAAAACAAAAUAACAUUAUGAUCAUGCAUCCAACCAAUAGGAAUAUUCACGGUAAAAUAUUUGGAGGUUUUUUGCUAAGAGAAGCUUAUGAAAUUGGAUUUAUUACUGCUUACAUGUACACCAAACACAGGCCUGUGUUCCUUGCAUUGAACGAAAACUCUUUCUUGAAGCCUGUAGAAGUGGGAAGCGUGGUAGAAUUCACUUCUCAAAUUGUCUAUGCUGGAGACAAGUCUUUAGAAAUUCGUGUUGAAGUUUGGGUUCUCGAUCCUCCAAGCGGCAAAAAGCUGCAAUGCAAUAUUUUCCACUUUGCUUUUACAUGCCCAAUCGUUUAUAAGGUAGUACCAGAUACGUAUGCUGAGGCUAUGCUUUAUUUGGAGGGUAAAAGAAUUCACAAGAAAGGAAAAACAAUGGCAGAACUGCUGAACUCCAAAUUGGCAGCUUCUUAUGCAUAA
Messenger RNA from Naegleria fowleri, 1428 nucleotides. RefSeq lists its product as uncharacterized. The record is from RefSeq and is a predicted model, not a curated record. Gene Ontology annotation, cellular component: mitochondrion. The transcript has 3 exons. Gene Ontology annotation, biological process: acyl-CoA metabolic process. Bases 1 to 1428 code for a protein of 475 amino acids. Gene Ontology annotation, molecular function: fatty acyl-CoA hydrolase activity. NCBI's taxonomy places the organism in Eukaryota, Heterolobosea, Eutetramitea, Acrasida, Naegleriidae.